AUGGCAACUGGAGGACUGAAGGAUUCAAACCGGGACAAUGCGGGCGACUUUAUUGGAGAAUGCUCUGUGACACAAGCAUUGAAAACCAGUCAUAUCAGCUUAUCAUCCCAACCAAGGCCACUCAUCCUGAAGCUGCUCGUAUCCGUGGAUCUACCACAGACUGGAGAUGAUAAGGAGAAGCCUCUCCUCAGUGGACUGGACUUCCUGACGGACGGGAGACUGGUAGCCGUGGAUAGCUGGAACAUGAAAUGUAUCAUACUGAAUGAGCGACUGCAGAGACUUGGAACACCGUACAAGUUCAAGAAUCACCCAUACAGCGUAGUAUGUGUGUCUCAUGAUACACUGUGUGUAACGAUUGCUGGUCAAUUAGUAUAUCUCCUGUCUGUGAGUACAGACAAUACCAUCACACUGACCAGGAAGAUCACAACAUCAUCCGAGUUCGACUCUAUAUGCUGCAUGUCUCCAUCUAACAUGGUCGUGAGUACGUUCGAUGAUCCCCGUCCUGUGAGAAUGAUAUCAGUGGACGGGGUUGAGACAGACUUUGAUCACAUCCUGACGUUUCCAAAGAAGACUUACAAAGCUGAUGAGAGUGCGUGCACGUAUGUCCAGUCUAAGAACACGUUAGUACUGACUGACAGGUUCGCUCAUACGGUAUACAUGCACGACACCUUGAAAGGCACAUCUAGAGCAGUCACUAAUGAGAACAUACAGGAGCCUAGGGGUGCCUGUGUAGGGCCUGGUGACACGGUGCUGGUGUGUAGUGAGAAUAAGAACUCCAUCGUGCACCUGACCAUUGACGGUAAAAUACUCGGUACAUACCCAGUGGAUAUGAAGUACCCGUACACCAUAUGUGUGUCUAGGGAUGGCACCAGGCUGGUGGUGUCUAACAGCGCUAUAGGCGUCAGGAAACUUCACUUGUAUAAGAUAUCACCGGCAAUGAGUUAGCUGACUAGUAAGAUGUAAAUGUUAUCUGUGUGAUCAGGCUUUCUACACCAUUAUUAAAUAUUGACUUUCGUGUAUUGUUUGUGUUAAAUAAACUCGGAAUACUAUUCCGAUUUAUUAAAAUUAAAUAGAGUUGUAAUAAGGUUUUAUCGUUGAAGAAUUUCAAAAGGUUUCGAACUAACUAUGUAUUGUGCAUGUAUUAUAAUGCAAAAUGUGUCUUUAUACUUACCUUCAAGAACUAUUUUAUUGUAUAUUUGAAGACAUUUAAAUAUAUUGUAUAUGUAAUUCUAUUUAAAUUCGCAUUUCAUGCAACGUAACCGGUGUGUACGGUAGUUAGGCGCGUUAAAUAUUUCUAAAUGUAUGAUAAUUUUUGAAAAUAAUAACUAUAACUGAACACUGCUAUGCAUAUGUUUUCUUAAUGCCAUAAACAAUUUGCGUUCAUUCAAAAUAAUGCUUGUUAAGCCAACAUACACAACAAGACUUAUUAUUGAGUCGCGUUCCAAGAAAACUGGGCUUAAUGCAUGUGCGUAAAGUGUCGUCCCAGAUUGGCCUGUGCAGUCCGCACAGGCUAAUCAGGGACGACACAUUCCGCCUAAUCUUGAUAUCGGUAAAAAGGGACUUCCUUGCAACUAAAAAUUCCGUAAAAACGGAAAGUGUCGUCCCUGAUUAGUCUGUACGGACUGUACAUGCAUUAAGCUUAGUUUUCUCAGAACAACGCUCAAUUAUCAACAAAAUCGACUAGAACUCGAUUUCCCAGCGUGUCACGUCUGCUUGUCAAUAGUCUAAGAUGCCUUGUAUCGUUUCAAUGUAGAGGAUUGUUUGUUUUCAAAUAAAUUAGCAAAACGAUUAUAUCAAAUUAAUUAUAUAAUAUUUUCUUAAUCUUAGCUUUGUUAUUAUUUUAUUUUAAAAUAAACCAAUAGUUUCAUUU
This is a messenger RNA of Dreissena polymorpha, 1870 nucleotides long. RefSeq lists its product as uncharacterized. The coding region runs from base 1 to 945 and encodes 314 amino acids. Lineage: Eukaryota; Metazoa; Mollusca; Bivalvia; Myida; Dreissenidae. The record is from RefSeq and is a predicted model, not a curated record. The transcript is spliced from 3 exons.